Molecule: messenger RNA, 1173 nt
Organism: Calliphora vicina (urban bluebottle blowfly)
Lineage: Eukaryota; Metazoa; Arthropoda; Insecta; Diptera; Calliphoridae
Product: M-phase inducer phosphatase-like
Exons: 1
Coding region: 1-1173 (390 amino acids)
Molecular function (GO): nucleic acid binding; zinc ion binding
Source: RefSeq, a predicted model, not a curated record
AUGACUAAAAAUAGAAAGACAAGUGUGCCUGAAACUUCUUUUAGUGUACAGUCACAUCAGUCAAGACUGCCAAAUAUGAAGCUCCCUAAACUCAGCGGAAAAUAUUCCGACUACAAGAACUUUAUGAGCCUAUUUGAGAACUUGGUCCACAAUGAUCCGACGUUGACAGACAUAGAAAAAUUUAAUCAUUUAAUAUCAUGCUUGUCCGAAGAAGCGUUGGGUACAGUCAAAGCUUUUCAGAUUUCAGAAGAAAAUUAUCCCAAAGCAUUAGCCAGUCUAAAAAAGGUUUAUGACAAUGAAUGUCUGAUAUUUUUUGAUAAUAUCUCCAAACUGUUUGAUCUACAUGAGAUCACAAAACCUUCGGCUUCUGCUUUGCGAAGCAUGAUUGAUACUGUUUCUGCUAUAUAUGAUUAUUUAUUAUCUAUUGGUGAUGAUAAAAAGAUUACUAACGCUAUUUUAAUACAUUUAGUGAUGUCUAAAGUAGAUCCAGUGACCAAAUCUAAGUGGGAAGAACAGCUAGAUUUUGAAAAGCUGCCACUAUGGUCAGACUGUGAAGCCGCCUUGAACAAACGGUAUCAGCAUAUUGCUGCUGAUGAAUCUUCAAGUUCAAGGACGAUGUUAAAUAAGAAUAAAACUGACAAUUCUACAAAGAAAAAUAAUAAAACAUCACUAAAUUGUACAAAAUCAAAGCAAUCUGCUGACAAAUGUUUAUUUUGUAGAUCUAAUCAGCAUAUAAUAAUUAAUUGCCCUUCAUUUACUGCUGAGCCCGUAAUUCAAAGAUUUGAUUUUAUUAAAUCUGUGCCAGCAUGUAUAAAUUGUCUGAAAAAAGGACAUACAGUAGCAAGAUGUACAGCAUCAAAGUGUAGAAUUUGCAGUGGUUCACAUAACUCAUUGCUACACAGGUACAAUACUAGUUCAAGUUCUAAUAACAAUGGAAAUUCUAAUAACAAUGAAAAUUCUAACAACUACUCUGAACAGCCGUCUACUUCUCACGCUUCGGUGAAUUAUUCAUCAUCAGAUGAAAGAAUUGUUCUAGCGACAGCUGUGGUUAGAGUAAGAAAUAGUUCGGGCCAAUUUAUACCAGCCAGAGCUCUUUUAGAUUCCGGUUCUCAACCUAAUUUGAUAACUGAGGAACUUGCACAGUUACUGCGAAAAGAGAAGGAGGCAGAUUGA